UCUUCAAGGGCGUUAAUCAGUAAUUCAGCUGGGUUUACUUCAUCAAGACCGUUAUAUCUCUAUCCGUUUUAAAUUAAGAUCAUACAAAAUGUCUGGACGUUUGGGUAUCGGACGUUACCCGAAACCGCAGAUCCUCACGGCUGCUAAACACUACCUCACACUCGUCAAACCUCCGAAUAUCUCUGUGCAAGAAGAUCUUUCACAUGCACUGCUAGAGCACCAUCCAGACCUCUUUCAAAAGCUCGAGGAGUGUCAGCAUGAACCAAAACUCGUGCAUCGACUCGACAGACCGGUUACCGGAGUGAUGAUCAUGGGUAGAACUCCGUACGGAGUGAGAGAGCUCACCAGCGCCUUCGCUGCGGCAUCGAAGGGAAAAGAACCAAGAGUCGAGAAGCUCUACCACGCUCUUGUCAAACCCUCAAAACUUUCACGUCUCAUCACACAAGACGUCGGCAAACCGCUUUUUAUUGGCGAUGGAUACGAAGGUGAAGAAAAGGGAUCAAGAACCGAGGUCAAGAUUCUUAAACGAUACGAGAAAGAGGGCAUGAAGUCUAUGCUGCUUGAGCUGAAACCCAUUACUGGUCAUAAGCACCAGCUGCGGCGUCACUGCUCGCAGAACCUCCGGGCACCGAUCAUUGGAGACUAUUUGUACUACCUGGAUGGCAAGAAUGUCAAGCCUGGGACCAAGGAACCAGUGGGAGGUUUCAAAACACGAAAGGGCGGCAUGUUCCUUCAUUGUACCGGGCUACGAUGGAAGAUGGGUUUGAACUGGUAUGAGGAGGAAGUACUGCCGACGUGGUGGAGGGACCCGAACCAGGAAUAUCCGGAGUUGGUUAAGAAGUUGCACCGCCCGCCGCCACCAAAGGAAUCGGAGGAGCCGGUUAGCAGGCUUUGAUUUGC
Messenger RNA from Saitoella complicata NRRL Y-17804, 900 nucleotides. RefSeq names its product pseudouridine synthase. Gene Ontology annotation, molecular function: pseudouridine synthase activity; RNA binding. Lineage: Eukaryota; Fungi; Ascomycota; Saitoellomycetes; Saitoellales; Saitoellaceae. The transcript is spliced from 3 exons. Gene Ontology annotation, biological process: pseudouridine synthesis. The record is from RefSeq and is a predicted model, not a curated record. Bases 89 to 895 code for a protein of 268 amino acids.